Molecule: messenger RNA, 237 nt
Organism: Dovyalis caffra
Lineage: Eukaryota; Viridiplantae; Streptophyta; Magnoliopsida; Malpighiales; Salicaceae
Source: the annotation of a GenBank genome assembly
AUGAAUAACAAAUUUUCCACAUUGAACACUUCAGAAAUUAAUCCAAUAGAAGAAUAUAAUCCGGAUAUUCAAAGGCCUGGCCUUGGUCCAACACUCAAAUCAGGUAUCAUACUCCAAGAUCCACAAACUACCAUUCCAGAAACAUAUAUUAUAUCAGCAAAACGUGACAAAGACUUCACGGGAUAUGCUCCAUUUAGAGAGGGGUCAACCAUCCUAGAAAGAGCAUCUAUAUCAUGA